AUGUUGAACAAUGAACUUUUGUUGAGAUCAGAACUUGGUAAGCCAAAGCGAAGAGGUUACAAUAUUGAACAUAGUGGAUACGAUGCUUUUGGACGACCCAAUGAAAAAGGAUGUUCUGGAGCUUCAGAGGCUUUAGGAGGUUGGGGAACCACAGAAAUCUCAACAUUACCAUUCCAUAGAAAGGAAAAGCCAAGUGAAAGAGAUUUUAUAGAGUUGAACAAAAUUGCUGUGAGCUCUGGUAUAGUUAAUUCCGGUGAAAAUUAUGCUUACAGAGCUACCAAUGAUGUAAGAAGAAAGCCAGCUGGUACACAGAGCAAGCCAAGACCACGACGUCAGCCUCCCAGCAUGGUGUACGGAAUCUCUACUAGACCUUCCACCCCCAUCUUUGAUCUUUUAGAGCAUAAAUAUCAAGACAAAUGGCUGCAACAGAGAGAACAAGAUGAAUUGGCAAAAAAGAAGGAAAAUACAAAGAAAAGGCAUUCUGGUGUGGUUUAUGAAACAAGAGCAUCCUUAUUAAGAACCUAUCAAAAUCCUGUUGAAUCAGGUCCAUUAUGGCAACUUCCAAAAUUCAAAAAUUCUGCAAAACCCAACCUUCAGACAUUCCGAACAAAGAAUCAAGAAGGUGAAGCUUUUGACAACUUUAAAUCCGAUAAAAUUGCUAGGAAAGGAGAUUUAGGACAUGGUGUGUAUGAAUCUGCUAAGAAUUAG
This is a messenger RNA of Lottia gigantea (owl limpet), 708 nucleotides long. RefSeq lists its product as hypothetical. The record is from RefSeq and is a predicted model, not a curated record. Bases 1 to 708 code for a protein of 235 amino acids. The transcript has a single exon. NCBI's taxonomy places the organism in Eukaryota, Metazoa, Mollusca, Gastropoda, Lottiidae.